GAGCCCUCGACCCCUUCCGCCUUGCGUGUGCGCAGCCGCAACUUUUCCUCCUCCCCGUCCUCUCCGCUCGGGCGAAACCCCCAAACCCUCCCCUCCCCCACCCCGCGGCCGAUCCACCCGUCGGCGAUGACGCUGGGCAGCUCCGGCGCCGGAUCGAGCGUCGUCGGUGUCUGUUCUAUCCAAUAGGGAGCUUAGUGUUCUUGAAGUGCAUGGAAAAUGUGAUUGAGUGGUGAGAUGGAGAUAACCAGUGAAACAUGUGUCUUUUGUUUUUGCCCAUGUAGAGAAGUUCCUAGGAACUUCAGGCUAUUGGAAGAGCUUGAGCGUGGAGAGAAGGGCAUUGGUGAUGGGACAGUGAGCUAUGGAAUGGAUGAUGCAGAUGAUAUCUACAUGAGGUCAUGGACUGGUACCAUCAUUGGCCCUCACAAUACUGUACAUGAGGGUCGCAUCUACCAGCUUAAGUUGUUCUGUGACAAGGAUUAUCCUGAGAAGCCACCAUCUGUCAGAUUCCAUUCAAGAAUCAACAUGACAUGUGUUAAUCACGAGACAGGAGUGGUUGAUCCAAAGAAGUUUGGUCUGCUGGCAAACUGGCAGCGGGACUACACAAUGGAAAACAUCCUAAUCCAGCUCAAGAAGGAGAUGGCUGCCUCACACAAUCGCAAGCUAGUGCAGCCUCCGGAAGGGACAUUCUUCUAAAGAAGAAUUGGGUGGCCCAUCUUGGGAUUCAACAACAGUUACUGAAGUUGUUUAAAUGGGGGGGAAAACAACUUCUACAUCUGGUGCCUGUGCUUGUGUUUUCAAGUUUCUUAUGCUAUGUUCUUCAAUCUGUGAACAGCUGUGAACAAUCGAAGUAUCUCCCUUGCGAUUUGCAUGGUGGCUGCUGGGGAUGUUGCAAGUUCCAGGGAUGUAUCUUGAAACUGUCGUAGUGCCCUGUUUAAGGAAUAGACAACAUCUCCGUGUUACCUAUAUAAUAUAGCCUCUGUGUGCGCGCGUUCUUCCAAGUACCUCUUGGAAGUGUUGCAGUGCCUUUGUGGUGUUGUUCUUGUUUCGAUCCCGAUUAGGUUGACUUCUUCAGUAUCUUAUUGCAGAAGAUUUGGGCCCGA
Molecule: messenger RNA, 1100 nt
Organism: Panicum virgatum (switchgrass)
Lineage: Eukaryota; Viridiplantae; Streptophyta; Magnoliopsida; Poales; Poaceae
Product: ubiquitin-conjugating enzyme E2 variant 1C
Exons: 5
Coding region: 235-693 (152 amino acids)
Biological process (GO): protein K63-linked ubiquitination; DNA damage tolerance
Cellular component (GO): nucleus
Source: RefSeq, a predicted model, not a curated record